UCCGAUUCGGAACAUUUAAAAACUCCUCGGCAACCUUCAACGCCGCCAAAUCUGUUGCUGGUGAUUCACUGGCCCCUCGCAAUCCACACAUCUCACAUUCCGUUCCACUUUCAUUGCGGCAUCCGAACCAACUUAACACCUGUUCCUAAAUGUCAUUCGGUUUGUGGUUGGCGUGAAGUCUUUGUUGGGGUUGGGUUUAUCGCGUUAAAAAAAUCGUUUUCUACCUAAAUUUCGCAUUGAAAGGGCCUCUUAAUGCAACCUGUUCGGUCUGGGAUAAGUUAAGGCCUUCAAACCGGGUGCCAUGAAUACAAAAUCCAACGAAAUGGUCGGGCCGCUAGGUUCGGCCGACAAGAACAAGCAAUGGCAACGGGAAUUGCUGAUGGAGAGGUUACGCACGCACUCGGCCCAGAAUAAGUCUUUCGCGGAGCUAUCGAAAGCAAUGCGAAUGUCUAUGCUGGAGAAGAGAUACUCCCUGGACCCGACCGAGCGGGGCACCCUGCAAAAGUGCCUGGACAGUAUGCAGCACUGCAUCAAGGUGACAACGCGGCAGGGAUUGAUCGAGCGGCUGGAGAGCCUCUCGCGCCAGCUCGGCCUCAAAUUCAUGGAGGACACGUCCGGGCUGUUCAUCUCAUCGGAUAUGUUCUACUUAGAAAUCGUCCUGGACGCGGCCGGCACUCUAAGUGACGUCAAAGUGCAUCACGAGUGCAAGAUCGAACAGCAAUCGUGCAGCGAGCUCGUGACGUGCCUGCUCAAGGGCGACUUCGCCGAUUUCACAACGCAGCUGGAGGGACUCUCCUCCAUUUACCAACUGAACGCCGAGCCAAAAGUCAAGAGCAAGGCCUUCGUCGCCCUGCAGGCCAUGGAAAUGGAUCUCUACAACUUGUACGCCGCGCAGAAUUUCCACAAGGACGCGCAGGUCACUCUGCUUGAAUCGAGCGUGGGAAUUGUGCAAAAGCGGCGCGGCGGGCACCCUAUGAAGCUCACCUACUUCGUCUCGCCGUACGACCUCCUCAAUUUGGAAACAAAGUCGAUGGCUCCGCUCACCAUCGACAUCAUCUCCACGCAGAACAUCGGCAUGAGCGUGACUGUUAACUUGGAAGCUUCGAAUCCAAACAAGCUGCAAAUAUCGCCGACGGUGACCUUAAACGCGGACGCACAGGGAGCGAGCAUUCCGGUGUUCUCGCCGAUAACGCCCACGAACUCGACAGUUCUGCCAGCGACGUUUGUGCUUCGUCUGAAUAAGCCGAUUCCUGUUUGUGAUAGUUUGCUGGACGCGAUAGUUGCCACCACGCAGCAGAGUUUGAGCGAACCCGACGGCAGGACGUCUAUUAUGGAGCUGGUGGUGCAGACGGCGUCGAACGGGGCGCUGCGCAACGGUAGCAAGGGUCUGUUCAUCACGUUGCCUGACCAGAACCAUUGCUACUUCUUCACGGAGAACAAGCGUUUGAAGGGCUCUGCGAUUUCAAGUAUUCCUUAUACGGAACCAUCGCAAGUUCCGAAGGUCCUUACCAUGCUGAGACAGCAGGCGUUGUUUUACACACUUCUUGCCAGUUGCGUUCGAGAGGACUCGAAAAUGGGAGAUUUAGAAAACACAACAAUGUUGGAGGUUAGUGCAAUAAACAACCAUCAAAUAUCUGUUGCCUUGGAGCAUCCGUUCGAAGAAUCAAUGGCAACCGUGGAGUUCAACCUGAAGGAUGCAUCGAACAUCGACUGUCACAUAUAUUCGUUGACCAAUAACUACGAUGCCAUAGCAAUUAAAAUGACCAAAAUCAUCCAAAAGACACUAUCAAUCCCCAUAACGAUUCGAGCUUUACUGAAAUUCUGGGAUCAAGAACAGAUGAAAGGAUUCCAUCGUGGCGGCAACGGAAUUGACAACGGAAAUUUUAGUUUGCCCCUUGGUCCAAGUGAUCCUGGCGGGCGAAUGAAUGAUUUUCGCGAUAUUAAACCAAAAAAUGAGCGAGGUUUGAAUGGAAACUUUGGCGGUGGCAAUAGGCAGUUUUUUCAUGCAUCAGCCGUGAUGAUGGGAGGUCCAACGCAAGCGUUUGACAAUAACGUUCACAUGUUUGACCCGGGAAGCGACGGUGCGAUGAUGAACCAGUUUGGCAUGAAAACGUCGCUUGACGGCAACUUUAUAGAGUCAAAAGAUUGUGCAGGCGGGGAGGAUUUUUAUAAAAACCCAAAGAGUAGAACCGAUAAUUUAAUGAAUCAGAAUUUAUCUGAAAAUAGUGACUCCAGCUCUUUGGGUACAUCGACACCAACCUCGGAUUUAGGAGUCGCUAGCAAUAUUAACAUGAGAAAAGGCUUUCAUAUAGAGUCGGACAGCAGCUCGCCUUUCAUAGAUGGCGAGUCUAGUCGGACUUCACUUAACGACAACUUAAUAGAAAUGACGCAAAAAACAUCACCAAUGCUUGAUAAAUCAACACUGCCGGAGGAAUGGCGUCUGAAAAGUUCGUCUGUCGAUUCGAAUGUCAGCAUACUGCCGGUUACGUCGACCGGACUGGAGCUCAAUUCUGUUCUUUCCGGUAUGGGAUUGGAACGCAGGCCAGGUAUAGAAAUAAUUCCAAUUACAGCAACCACUACACAAAGUCUGCCCACGUCCAUCACGAUCACGCCAAUUACAUCUUCCUCAAAGGGGGAUCGGAAGUCUAGUUCUAGUAAAAAAUAUGACGAUAAGUCUAGGAGCGAAAAGAAACGAAAGAGACGAAAGGAGGAUUCGUCAUCAAUGGGGCCGCCUGAUAAGAUGUUAUCUAAGCAAGAUAGUUUGAAUCGGGGAGUUAGUGUUAGUAUAAAAACGGCAGAUGGUUCGUCUGUUUCGUCAGAGCUUUUGAAGAAAAUUUCUAGUUCAGGGUCUAAACUGUCAUCUGGUUCCUUAGGGCGGCCGAGUCCGAAAAAUUCGCCGUCGCAUAUCAGUCCAAAGCAUAUUUCUGGUAGCACGAAUAGCCCCAAGCCGGGACAUUACAAUACUUCGUCUCCUAAACAUACUUCAUCCGGGAGUUCCGGUAAGCCCAGUAUGUCCGCUCUUAAGAGCGCGACAAAUUCAAGUCCGAAAAGUGAGAAGGGUAGUUCGAAGUCGUCGUCGAGUCGGGAUAAGGAUAGGGAUAGAGAUAGGGAACGUAGUGGUGGUAGUAAGAGUAGUACAGGUUCGAAUAGUCCGAAGCUGAAGUCUUCGGCGGUGAAACUUAAGCAAAUUGACCUAAGUGCAGCUUUAUUGCCGACUUGUGAUCAGUUUUCGUUUGAUGAGGCGACAGAGGGGCAUAUAUCUGGUGGUGGUGGCAAUAGUCUUGGCGGUAGCAGUGAUUUGGGUAAGCCGUUGAUUUCGCCUGGAGGAAGUGCUAACGCUGCAAAUAAGGCUCGGAAGGGUUCGUUAAGUGCAGUUAUUGAUAAACUUAAGUCUGCGCAGAAUACAGGGGAGGAGUUGGUAGUAAAUUCUGGACAGUUGCACGCUGAGCCCGGACAUUUUUCGAGUAUUAAUAUGCGUGAGAAAAUCGGUGCCGGUAGUGGUGGGAAGCUUUUGUAUAAUUCGACAGUGAAUCAUUCAGUUAAAACAACGUUGGCUGGUGCAGGAGCGCUGCAGGCCUCGUCAUUGCAAUCUAAUCAGAAUUCUGAGUACAUGAUCAAGCCGAGCCUAGAUGGCAUGAAGAUAACAAUCAACAAAACUCGUACGAAAGAUUCGCCAUCAUCGGCCGGUAGUAACAGUAGCAAUAGUAAGGGUGGAUCUACGUCGACGCCUGGCUCAUUCUCAAAAAUUUUCUCGACCAGCGGUGGGGGAAGUGGUUCAGGGUCGCCGAAGCGUCACACUGGUCUUAAACCGGGGGUAAAUAGCGGUCCUGCCUCGAAAAAAUCACAAAGUGGCCAGUCCUUUUCAAAACUCAACUUAGGUUCGCAAUCUUAUCCGAAUAUUCCGGGUCGUGGUAAUUUUCAAAAAUCAAGUUCAUCGGGGAGUUUGUCAUCCUCGACAUCUUCCAAGAGCUCAUAUUCGUCUAGUAAAAGCUUAAGUUCUAGUUCACUCUCGAAUGCCGCGGAUUCGCUGAAAAAAGACAAAGCGAAAAAUCGGACGGACGCGUCGGAUGUAAUGAAAAUGUUAGGGUUCGCAUCGCCAAUGGAAGGGUUCAUGAAAUCAUUGAAUACAAAGUUUCAAAUUCCGAAAUUGUCUGCUCGGACGAACGAUGAUUCGAAAAAAUCCGAUCCUAGUAGAGUGAAUAGUUCUAGUACGGUGUUGAGUUCAACUACCGCUGUUUCAACUGUUGCAACUACAACGCCUCCUUCUGUGGCACAAAUAGUUACAUCGCCUCCGAAAUGUAGUACGACAGUUGCGCCCGCUACGACUGUUGCUAAUGAAGGUUCAAAACCUUUUUCGGAUAUUUUUUCAAAGGACAUGCAAUCGAAGUAUCCGUUCAGUGUUUCGAAGCUGCCAAUGGAACCUGCGGGUCAGUCUGGUAAUGCAACUUUGAAUAAUGCGACAUUCAACAAGGUUUCUAGCUUUUACAACCCCAAUCCAAACCCACCGAAAUAUCCGCAAGACGUUCAGAAUCGAAAUACCAAAAGUCCAUUAUCUCAUAUUAGUAUAACGAAUAGUAUUGCGCAAAAGGACUUUUCGCAGAAAACGCUUCCGCCCGCAGCUCCGAUUUCAACUUCGGCUGCUCCAAUUCAAAUCAUUUCGCCACCAUAUACGCCGACGAAUUGUCCGAUCACUAAGCCCUCGGUAUUCCCGACAUCACAGGCUGGUGUGGAGAUGUCCGCCGCAACAACGAUUCCAGUGACUAGUAGACAAUCUGAUGAGAGUGUAAUGCGGCCACCUUCGGCUCCGUGUACCACUGCUCUGGACAUGUCUAGAAGUGCUUCCAGUGAACUUGAUUUAAGUGUGAAAGCAGAGGCUAGUAAACCCGUUCCUGCACCACAGCGUCCUUCGUCCGUUGAAGCUGUUUCUUUGGCGUCCGGCUCGCCAAAUAGUGCAGCUCCGUCGGCCAUUCGAAAGGUGAACUCUACCGCGUUGGUGCCUCAGCAUAAAAUGGGGUUUCCUGCUUCGCCUUCGGUGUCGGUCCAUAUUGUCAAAUCACCCGUCCCAUCCCCUCUCAUGGUAUUGCCGUCGCCGCAUUCUAACUCUCCCUGCAUCACGGACGACGAACUCAUGGACGAAGCGCUCGUCGGUAUUGGUGGCAAAUGACGCCAAGUUCUCGUUGCACUUAAUUGUACGGUCGACGUUUCAUUUUAAGACUUAAAUAUUUCUAAGUGCAAGCUGGAUUGUUUUUACCUCGGAAUAUUAAUUGCUGGGAGUGUGGCGUUCCGGGAGCCAUUUGCGACGUCCGAUUCGAAAAAGAAAAAGACUUAUUCGUGGAGGGGCCCGGUUGGGUCGAUGCGGACUGAUAUAUGGUCAUGUGUCUGACCUAGGCGCCUCCACAUUUUGAAAACAGGUUGGGGUGACUUUCCGAUCACCCAAGACAAUUCGUUUAUGUUUGAGAUGCAGCUGCUCAAUUCCCAUAGUUGCCCGGUGAUAUAGUUAAAUAUUGAAGACUGUAAUUGGCGAGAUCUAACCCUCAAGGAGGUGUCCCCGAAAUGAACGGGUGGAAGACGGUGUAGAAGUUGCUUGAGAGCGCGGGUCCACGUUCACAUUAGAGCGUCGAUUGUUAUUCUGGGUAAAUGAUGAAAUCGAAUAGACGACGAAACGCAUAAAACGAUGAUAUUUUAGUUUAAUAGUAUUUAAUCUGGUAAGAGAGUCUAAUGUACAUUUUAUAACUUAAUCACAUCUUGUUAUAUUUAAUUUUUAAAAUUGAUUCGCUAGUUAGUCAAAGUACCCGAAGUAAACAUGACCGUAAAAGUCAUCUAAUGUAAUUGACCAUUAAUUUCUA
Hermetia illucens (black soldier fly) is the source of this 5846-nucleotide messenger RNA. Its product is annotated as mediator of RNA polymerase II transcription subunit 1-like. Gene Ontology annotation, biological process: regulation of transcription by RNA polymerase II. NCBI's taxonomy places the organism in Eukaryota, Metazoa, Arthropoda, Insecta, Diptera, Stratiomyidae. Gene Ontology annotation, cellular component: mediator complex. The transcript has 5 exons. The record is from RefSeq and is a predicted model, not a curated record. Bases 302 to 5164 code for a protein of 1620 amino acids. Gene Ontology annotation, molecular function: transcription coregulator activity.